Staurois parvus is the source of this 292-nucleotide messenger RNA. The record is from the annotation of a GenBank genome assembly. Lineage: Eukaryota; Metazoa; Chordata; Amphibia; Anura; Ranidae.
AUGGCAGACAACAGUGUUAGUGCGUGCAUGGAACAGCAUGUGGUGAUGAAGUUUCUUGUGAACGAAGGUGUAAAACCCACGGAUAUCUACAGAAGACUUCAAGCACAGUACGUAAUACAUUUAAAUGGUGUAAAUGUUUCAAAGAUGGCCAUAUGUUCGUCAGUGACGAUCCCAGCCUUGACGGUUCCCAGUCCACAGCAGUCAUUCCUGUGAACAUUCAGCAGUGGAAUGCCUGAUCCUGGAUAAUCGACACAUAACGUGUUGUGAAAUUGCACAAGAGACAAAUCUUUUU